Molecule: messenger RNA, 1443 nt
Organism: Exophiala viscosa
Lineage: Eukaryota; Fungi; Ascomycota; Eurotiomycetes; Chaetothyriales; Herpotrichiellaceae
Product: mitochondrial-processing peptidase subunit beta
Exons: 5
Coding region: 1-1443 (480 amino acids)
Cellular component (GO): mitochondrion
Molecular function (GO): metalloendopeptidase activity; metal ion binding
Source: RefSeq, a predicted model, not a curated record
AUGGCGUCUCAACGGCUGGCGCUGAACUUUCAGCGUUCCCUUCGAAGCCGACAAGCGAUUAACGCCAUUAAAUCUCCUUUGCUCAGAGGCUAUGCCAACCCUGUCACGGCUUCGAGAACAGAGAGCACCACCCUCUCCAAUGGUUUGACGAUCGCGACGGAACAUUCACCAUGGGCUCAGACCUCUACCGUGGGUGUUUGGAUUGAUGCCGGCAGCCGAGCAGAAACAGAAAAGACGAAUGGAACAGCUCACUUCCUCGAACAUUUGGCUUUCAAAGGAACCGGCAAGCGCAGUCAACACCAACUAGAGCUUGAAAUUGAGAAUAUGGGUGGACAUCUCAACGCAUACACCUCGCGUGAAAACACUGUCUACUACGCCAAGUCCUUCAACUCCGAUGUGCCAAAGACCGUCGACAUCCUCUCCGAUAUUCUCCAGAACUCCAAACUCGAUCCCGCCGCAGUCGAACGAGAACGAGAUGUGAUUUUGCGCGAGCAAGAGGAGGUUGACAAGCAACUGGAAGAGGUGGUGUUCGACCAUCUCCAUGCUACUGCCUAUAUGAACCAGCCUCUCGGACGGACUAUUCUUGGCCCGAAGGAGAACAUUGAACAAAUCUCGCGCGAUGACCUGGUUAACUACAUCAAGACCAACUACACCGCAGACCGCAUGGUCCUUGUUGGUGCUGGUGGAAUCCCUCACGAGGAACUCGUCAAAUUAGCUGAGCAGCACUUUUCCGGAUUGAGAUCUGCACCUCCCCCGACUUCGUAUGCGGCCCAGGUCGCUGAACAACAAAAGCUGAAGCCCAACUUUAUCGGUUCCGAGGUCAGAAUACGAGAUGACACCAUUCCAUCCGCACACAUUGCUAUUGCCGUUGAGGGUGUCAGCUGGCGAGACGACGACUACUUUACUGCUCUGGUCACCCAGGCUAUCGUUGGCAACUGGGAUCGUGCUAUGGGCAACUCGCCAUAUCUUGGGAGCAAGCUCAGCAGUUUCGUUCAUGCCAACCACCUUGCCAACAGCUUCAUGAGCUUUUCUACAAGCUACAGCGACACUGGUCUAUGGGGUAUCUACCUUGUCACCGAGAACUUGACCAACAUUGACGACCUCGUGCACUUCACACUCCGCGAAUGGACCAGACUAACAUUCGGCGUCACCGAAGCCGAAACCGAGCGGGCCAAGGCUCAACUGAAAGCAUCCAUCCUCCUCUCUCUCGAUGGUACCACUGCCGUGGCCGAGGAUAUUGGCCGACAGAUUGUCACGACGGGCCGAAGAAUGGAUCCCUCCGAGAUUGAGAGAACGAUUAGUGCCAUUACCGAGAAAGAUGUGAUGCGGUUUGCUCAGAAGAAGUUGUGGGAUCAGGAUGUUGCAGUGUCUGCGGUCGGUUCGAUCGAAGGUCUCCUCGAUUACAACAGAAUAAGGAACGACAUGAGCCGCAAUGCGGUAUAG